Molecule: messenger RNA, 3083 nt
Organism: Phoenix dactylifera (date palm)
Lineage: Eukaryota; Viridiplantae; Streptophyta; Magnoliopsida; Arecales; Arecaceae
Biological process (GO): double-strand break repair via homologous recombination; DNA replication
Cellular component (GO): chromosome; cytoplasm; nucleus
Molecular function (GO): four-way junction helicase activity; 3'-5' DNA helicase activity; nucleic acid binding
Source: RefSeq, a predicted model, not a curated record
UGGAGGCUUUCGAUAUUGAAGCGGAAUUAUUUGGCGGGAGCUCCCCAUCUUUCCCUUUCUCCCUCCCCCCGCGGUGCUUUCGGCGUGCAUUUCCAGGCGAAAAGCUCCCCCCAGCCCCCCGGCCUCGCCCGUCGACGGCUCUCCUGUGCUCUUCCCUCUCUCUCUCGAGCGCAAGAAACCCUCGCGAUGGAGUUAGUUCUCAAGAAAUACUUUGGAUAUUCCCAGUUUCGACCUUAUCAGAAGGAGAUCAUUCUGAAGAUCCUAGAUGGACAAGAUUGCUUGGUGGUUAUGGCUACUGGAAGCGGGAAAUCUCUCUGUUAUCAGGUCCCUCCAUUGGUUAGAGGAAAGACUGCUAUCGUCAUUAGCCCUCUUCUAUCCUUGAUGCAGGAUCAGGUCAUGAGUCUAAAACAACGGGGUAUCAAGGCUGAUUAUCUUGGAAGUACUCAAAUCAAUCGAGCUGUUCAGUCUGAAGCUGAAAGUGGUAGCUUUGAUGUUCUGUACAUGACCCCAGAGAAAGCCUGCUUGCUUCCUUCAAGGUUCUGGAUUAAGUUGUUGAGUGUGGGGAUUUGUUUGUUGGCUGUUGAUGAAGCACACUGCAUAUCAGAGUGGGGUCAUGACUUCAGGAAGGAAUACAAGCAGCUGUAUACAUUACGUGGCCUUCUUCCAAGUGUCCCCUUUGUUGCCUUAACUGCCACAGCCACGGAGAAGUAUGCAUUAUCAUUUUGCCAAGGGUUAUUUUCAUGGGUACGGAAUGACAUUAUCUGCUCAUUGAACAUGAAUGACCCUUACAUUGCUAUCGGCUCAUUUGACCGUCAAAACCUUUUUUACGGUGCUAAAUCUUUCAGUCGAUCUCAGUCAUUUUUGGAUGAGCUUGUAACAGAGGUUUCAAAAUACAGUGCUAAUGCUGGUUCAACUAUCAUAUAUUGUACAACUGUUAAGGAUGCAGAACAGAUCUGUGAGUCAUUAAGGAAUGCUGGAAUCAAGUCUGGUAUAUAUCAUGGUCAAAUGAGCAGUAAAGCUAGGGAAGAGUCCCACAGAUCCUUCAUCAGAGAUGAGCUCCAAGUAAUGGUUGCCACUGUUGCUUUUGGUAUGGGUAUUGAUAAGCCAAACAUAAGGUGUGUAAUUCACUAUGGCUGUCCGAAAAGUCUAGAGACAUAUUAUCAGGAAAGUGGGCGUUGUGGUAGAGAUGGAUUGACUUCAAUCUGCUGGUUAUAUUAUUCAAGAAGUGAUUUUGCAAAAGUGGAUUUCUACUGUGCAGAAGCACAAUCUGAAAAUCAAAGGAAAGCUAUUAUGGAGUCCUUUAGGGCAGCAGAAAAAUAUUGCAUGCUGGCCGCUUGCCGCAGGAAGUUUUUAUUGCAGUAUUUUGGUGAAAGAAACACAAAUGACUGCGGUAACUGUGAUAAUUGCAGCGGGUGUAAAAGGGAAAGAGACUUGUCAAGGGAAUCAUUCUUGUUAUUAUCAUGUAUACGAUCUUGUGGCGGUCGAUGGGGCCUCAAUAUGCCAAUCGAUGUUCUUCGUGGAUCUCAUUCAAGGAAGAUACUUGAUAACAAUUUUGACAAGCUUCCAUUGCAUGGUCUUGGGAAAGAUUAUUCAGCCACUUGGUGGAAAGCACUUGCUGCUCUACUUCUUGCUGAUGAUUAUUUAAAGGACAAUAUUCAGGAUUCAUAUAGACUUGUGAGUGUCAGCCUAAGAGGAUUACAGUUUCUCCGUUCUGCAAGUACUGUGCAUCAAACUCCACUGGUUUUGGCACUGACUAGUGAGAUGAUUGAUGAGGAAGAACAUGGAGGUCCACAGAGUAAAGUUGGAGAUCUUCAAAAUCUUGCUACUCUAGAAAGUGAAGGAUUCUCUGAGGCAGAGGCAAAGUUCUACCACAGGCUUUUAGAUAUCAGAAUGAAACUUGCCAGAGAUGAUGGAACUGCUCCAUAUGCUAUAUGUGGUGAUCAAGCAAUUAAAAAGAUAGCCAAGAUAAGGCCAUCCACCAAAGCUAGGUUCGCAAACAUUGAUGGUGUGAACCAGCACCUUGUGAAAAAGUAUGGUGAUAGUUUUCUUCAGAACAUCAGUCACUUAUCACAAGAAUUGAACCUUUCAUUGGAUGAAGGAACAGUACUAACUGCUACCGCAGAGUGUCCAAAUUCUCAGAGAAGACUUGCUGCUGUCACUGUGAAGGAGUAUCCGAACUCUCAGAAAAAUUUAGCUCCAGCCAAGUUUGGUGCAUGGCAAAUGUGGCAAGCUGGACUUUCAUUGCAAAAAAUUGCUAAUUCGCCUGGGAAAUCAGCUCCUAUAAAAGUACAGACAGUUGUUGGUUACAUCCUUGAAGCUGCUCGUGAGAGGUUUGAGAUCAAUUGGACCAGAUUUUGUGAGGAAAUAGGCCUAACACCUGAGAUAAUCUCACAAAUUCGUUCUGCCAUUACAAAAAUUGGAUCGAGGGAUAGGUUAAAACCAAUCAAGGAGGAAUUACCUGAAAAUGUAAGUUAUGAGCACAUCAAGACCCUCUUGACAAUGGAAGAUCUUGGUGGAUCAGCAGAAGAUAUUACUGGUGAAAUUUCGACCAUGGUGCCUGAAUCACCAUCAUCAUGUGAUGUUGCCAAAUCAGAAGUGAAAAGUAGUGUCCAUGAAGCCUGCAUCAGAAAAAAGGCGUCAUUUCAUUCCCUGGAGAGUAUGACUGAUCCCAUUUCUGCUUGUAAACGGAUGGAGAACCCUCUACAUUUUGAAUCUUUUGCGAAAAAGCUACACACAUUCCAUGGACAAGAAGAAAAACAGAAUGAUGAUUUAGAGGUGACCGAGAGUGCUGCCUUGGAGUGGGUUAGAAACCAAGAUGGGGUUUCAUUAUCAGAUGUCAUAGAGCACUUCAAAGGAUCAAACAAAGACACUGUGGUCAGGCUGUUAGCCUACCUUGAAGGUGAGUUUUUGGUAUUUAAGAAGAAUGAUUUGUACCGAGCCAUGUAAAGGAUGAUAACCUUAGACAACAUGCAAUCACUUGGGAACAAGUGUUGAACGAGACAAAGAAGGAUCAUGUUCUGUAUCUACAAUCUAAGUCAUCAUCUGAUGUACAUGGCAAUAUCGAGCUUCAUAUUCCAUUCUUA